Molecule: messenger RNA, 1137 nt
Organism: Plasmodium berghei ANKA
Lineage: Eukaryota; Apicomplexa; Aconoidasida; Haemosporida; Plasmodiidae
Product: RNA-binding protein 34, putative
Exons: 10
Coding region: 1-1137 (378 amino acids)
Molecular function (GO): RNA binding
Source: RefSeq, a predicted model, not a curated record
AUGGAGAAAAAUAUAAUUUAUGAGAAUCCGAAAAAAGAUGAAAACUGUGAUAAAAAUAAAGACAGUAAUAAUGGCGAGGAUGUUAUAAAACAGGACAAUUUAAAGGAUGCCAUUGAAAUUCAUGGAAAAAAAAUAAACGAUUUAAAACGUAUCAAAAAAAGGAAAAAUAAGAAAAAUAAAAAUAAGAAAAGUAAAAAUAAUGAAAGUAAAAAUAAUGAAAGUAAAAAUAAUGAAAGUAAAAAUCAUGAAAGCAAAAAUGUAGGAAAAAACAAGGGAAAUGGAAAAGGCGAACAAAUUAAUUCCAUAGUUAAUUUUUUGAAAAAAAACGAAGCAGAGCGUGUUCAAAAAGAGGACAUUAAAGAAGUGGGGGAAAAAAAAAAAAAUUCAUCUUUGGAAACUAAUCCACAAAAAAAAGAAAAAGCGAAAGCAAAAAAGAAUGAUAAUACAGACAUUGAAGAGCAAAAUGAUCGAACAGUAUUCGUGGGCAACAUACCUUUAAAUGAUGUAAGCAAUUUGAAGUUGCUAAAAAUAUUAGGAAUUAACAAAUCAUUAGUUGAAUCGAUAAGAUUUAGAUCAUUGCCUUUGGAAGAAAAAUAUGCAAAUAAAAAGAAACUUGGAAUAAUGUUAAAAAAAUUUACGGAUGUAAAGGACAACAAAAAUGCAUUAAUACGAAUGAAAAGGAAAGAGGAUAUUUCCUUACUUUUGGAUAAAAAUGGAACUGUAUAUAAUGGACAUGUUUUACGAAUAAAUAAAUGUGGUGAUCAAAACUAUUUUAGUAGAAAAAAAUCAGUAUGUCUUAAAAAUUUAGAUAGGAGUUUAAGCGAAAAGGAUUUGUAUGAAUUAUUUAAGGACAUUGAUGAAAUAAAAGGUGUUCGUAUAUUAAGAGAUGUAGAAAAUAGUCAAUCAAGGGGUGUUGCUUUCAUAUUAUUUAAGAACAGAGCUUCUGUUAAAACGGCUAUAAAAAUGUUUAAUGGAAAAGAAAUAAAAGAUAGAGUUAUUACUGUUGAAAAACUAUUAAAGGAAAAAGAAAAUGAUAAAAAUUACAAAUCAAAGAAUGAUUUUAAAAAAAGCGAGGCAAAAAAUUUUAAAAAUUUUAAACAAAAAAAUCAAAACCGUUUUAAACAGCCCCCAAAAUAA